AAAUGGAGGUCCGAUUCCUACCAAUAGGUGUCUCUGUAACACUUCUAUCAUAAUAUAAGUGUGCUGUGAACCUUGACGUAACAGGUCAAUUGUGUGUGUGUGUGUGUGUGUGUGUGUGUGUGUGUGUGUGUGUGUGUGUGUGUGUGUGUGUGUGUGUAGCUGUUAGUUAUGAAUAAAUAAAAACAAUGAAUAAAAAACACAUUACAGAGAAAUUAUCAUAAGAGCAUAUGCUCAACAUUUGGCAUGGCAGGGAAAAUAAGGGAUACAGCUGUUAUUUUGGUUGGAAAUUGGGCUCUAAUAACCAACAGAGGGUAAAAAUCCAAAUAGUCCAGAGGGAAUUCGGCUACACUGGUCUCCCUUGAGUGUAUUUCAUUUCUUGACACACUGGAAGUAAAACAGAAUAUUCCCAGUUCAGCUGGGUAUUCCCAUCUGAAAGCCCUGCAGUGACACUAACCUGGCAAGCACACAUUCAAAGCAGGUGGAGUCAAAACAGCAGCACGUGACAAGGUGCAGACUUUUAUAGAGGUGUACUUUGUUAAGAAAACACAUUUUCGCUGAGGCCUGUUACGGAGACAGGUUGUUGAGUUGAGCCCAACCAGUGUGAGUUUUGAAUAGACUGAUAGUUGAAUAUUUACCAUGGACCCCAGUGGUAUACUAAGUGGAGAGCAGAUUGAUAUUCUCUCUACUGAGUACUUAGUGUUGCUCACUCUCAGUGUGAUCGGGAGUUUUUCUGUCCUAGUGGUUUCUAUAGUGAGAUGGAGGCAUCUAAAAGAACAGGUGCACCUCCUGGUGCAGCUCGCCCUGGCAGACCUCCUGGCGGCUCUGAUCCUGAUGUUCACCAGUGCCAUGAACAAAGUUAGCAUGGAAAACAGUAUAACCAUCUGCCAAUACAGCCUGCCGCUGUCACUGACAUUUUAUUUUAUUUCAUUUUUGCUGGUGGUGGUUUACGCAUGGCAGUCAAAGAGCGCAAUCCAAGGGUGGAGAGCAAGCCCCACAGAGGAUGGGAGUGGACAGAGUCAGUGUAGAAGGACAAUAGUCACUAUACCUGUAUAUUUCAUUGUCUGGUUGAUCCCCAUUGCAAUAUACUUAGCAUAUGUGCUCACUCCUUUCAUAAAAACUACAAUGCUGAUUCCAACCACUGGCAAAUCAGAGAACGUGCUUGUCCAUAAUGAUACCAAAUACUGCACCAGUUGCAUUUUGUUCUUGCAUGUCUGGAGGGACUCCUGCUCUGAUGCUGAGAUAAUACACGACACUUUCAUCCGAGUUUUCCUUUUCCUCGUUGUGAUACCAGCAAUGUUUUCUAGCUCUGUCAUUUACUAUAAGGUUGGUAAAUGGUAUGAAAGACAUGAACAGGAGGGGCUUUUUCCAGUGGAGGGAGAUGGACGUUCAAGAAGAAGAUUCAAAAGAGUGUUUUCUACGGCAAGAAAUAUGGUGAUGGUCAUCUUAUUCUGCUGGGCACCAGCUCUUGUCCUCAUUCUGCUGUCUACCUUGAUGAUCUGGACAAAAGUUGAACAACGCAGCCUAUUUGGUCUUUAUAUGAUACAGGUUGCCGGUGUGUCCUUGCAAGGCUUCCUGAACAGUAUGGUUUACGCCUGGAGACGGCCCAACUUCACGGAGGCCGUUCUUGGGGAGAAUACACCCCUGGUGGCACACGACCGCGUGGCCUUCUUUGAUGAAUCACUGAGCAGCACAUGUUGACUCUAAAGGCACUGAGAGAUAUUGUUGUGCUGUGACAACACAAUUGGCCUGAGAAAGACUGACUGCAUGCUUGCACACUUCAUGGCUUCAUGACAAUUUAGACUGAAACAUGAAAAUGUUCUCAUUUGUGGCCUGAGGAUGAAAAACAGAACAAAACGAUAAAGGACACACAAAGACACUUUCAACAGGCAACGACUGAUGCAGUGUUUUUCAUUGCAGCUGCUGUUUUUCUCAUGAACACAACAGUCAUAGUAGCCUACAGUAUAGUAGCAUAUUGUUUAAUAUAAAUGGAGACAAAAAAACUUGUGGAUAAAUAUUAGUAUUGUAUUUAUAUAUGUGCAAUUAAUGUACUGUUUUAUUAAGAUUUUAAGAUGUCAUAGAGAAUUGUGGUGUGUGAUUUCUACUUUAUUAUGUUUUAUCACAUAUUUAUGUGUUAAUAUCGUUUAAUUGUCCGCUGCUUUUGAACCAAUGGAUUUAUUAUUGACUUAUUUUUCAGCAGUCUCUCAGUACUCUGUGCUGUGAUGCGAGACAAGAAUGAUGGAAAACCUGUCAGGGUUCUACACUUUGCAGAAGCACGUGUCACCUUAUGAUGACAUAAGAGUUCAGUCUCAGGAGCACAUAUGUGCUGGAACAGUGAGGAGUUGCUGCAGACAAGAGAAGGAACACAAUUUCUGCUUUGUCAUGUCUGUGUACGACCACAACUGUUAACAUAUCUCGUGAAAAAUAAAGUGUGGUUACAUAGCUGAGGUCACACAUGGGCCAUAUCUACUAUAUUAUUGUUCGCAGAGGCACAAAGAACAGUACACUCAUGUUAUAGUAUCCUAAACUCCACGUUAAAGCAUGUGUGUCUGUCUCUGAGUUAAACUCUAUUAAUGGUUGACAGACUGCAGGCAAACCUCUGUUGCUGCUCAUGUAGGUGAUCACCUGACUCAUUUAUCUGUUGUACUGUAAAGUAAACUUGAUGUUCAGUUCCUUUUCUGAAGGCCACACAGUCACCUAUGGGUGGGAUUGAUGCAUACAAUAAAACAUGAGGGUUAUACAGAACAAAGGGCUUGUAACAAUCUAACAGUUGAACCCUGAAAUCAGACAGAAAUAAAACAAACAGAUUUGAGAUAUGUCUGAUUUGUUUUGCUUGUGUAAAGAUAUUUUUAAUCCGUUCUGCCGAGCUUUGUUUUUCUUUUUUUUUUUUUUGAGUCAUAUUACUGUAAGACAAAAAAACCAUACGGACCACACCUUGACCUGAUUUCAGUUUCCUUGGGGCAAUCCAUUGUUGGAUGUGCUCCAGAUAUCCUGCCUAUUCAUAGAUAUCAUGUAAUAAAAAUGACUGUGUACCAGA
Dicentrarchus labrax (European seabass) is the source of this 3034-nucleotide messenger RNA. RefSeq lists its product as uncharacterized. Lineage: Eukaryota; Metazoa; Chordata; Actinopteri; Moronidae. Gene Ontology annotation, biological process: adenylate cyclase-activating G protein-coupled receptor signaling pathway. Gene Ontology annotation, cellular component: plasma membrane. Gene Ontology annotation, molecular function: G protein-coupled receptor activity. The record is from RefSeq and is a predicted model, not a curated record. The transcript has 12 exons. Bases 637 to 1698 code for a protein of 353 amino acids.